This is a messenger RNA of Hermetia illucens (black soldier fly), 2093 nucleotides long. It is a transcript of the gene Ptp61F, whose product is annotated as tyrosine-protein phosphatase non-receptor type 61F. The record is from RefSeq and is a predicted model, not a curated record. Gene Ontology annotation, biological process: protein dephosphorylation. The transcript is spliced from 7 exons. Bases 76 to 1683 code for a protein of 535 amino acids. Gene Ontology annotation, molecular function: protein tyrosine phosphatase activity. NCBI's taxonomy places the organism in Eukaryota, Metazoa, Arthropoda, Insecta, Diptera, Stratiomyidae.
GGUUCGUUGGGUGUUGUUACAGUCAAACCGGUUGUGUACAUUACUUCAUUGGUUGUGAAUGUUCUGUCAAGUGGGAUGAAGUUUUUGCAUGGGGGUGGUGAUAGUGGUAUUGUUGUUGAAGAAGAAUAUCCCAACGUGAUUCCAGAAAAAGCCAAGAUGACCCGAAAUGCAAUUAAAGAGGAGUUUGACGAAAUUGAUAAAAAGAAUGGUUGGCACUUUCUGUUUCAGGAAGUAAAGGAAAAAUGUGAGAAAGAGGCUAAGGAAAAAUCAUAUUCAGUUAAUGCAUCCAGUAAAAAUCAAAAUCGUAUGCUGAACCGUUACAGAGAUGUUCAUCCCUACGAUCACUCACGCAUAGUUAUUCAUCGUGGUAAAGUUGACUACAUCAAUGCGAACCUCGUGAAACUUGAGAGAGCCAAUAGACAAUAUAUUUUAACGCAAGGCCCACUAAAAGAAACUAUCGGGCAUUUCUGGCUUAUGAUUUGGGAACAAAACACGAAAGCGAUUGUUAUGCUCAAUAAACUGUUAGAAAAAAAACAAAUAAAGUGUCAUAUGUAUUGGCCUGAACGAAUCGGUAGUGAGCACAGCCUCCACAUGGAUGAUGUUGGUUUGACUGUUGAGUAUUUGAAUUGUGAAGAAUACGCAAAUUUUUCAAAAAGAAUCUUCAGACUUAUAGAUGUAGAAUCGAACACUUCGCGUGAAGUGAUACAGUUUCAUUAUACUACCUGGCCCGACUUUGCCGUUCCGAGUUCACCAGUUGCGUUCUUGCAGUUUCUCAAAAGAGUCCGUGAGUCUGGCGCCCUUGAAUCCGAUAUAGGUCCAGCUGUAAUUCACUGCAGCGCUGGCAUUGGUAGAUCAGGCACAUUUUGCCUAGUGGAUUGCUGCUUAGUAAUUGUUGAAAAAGAAGGGGAAAUUGAUCUCUCUGUUCAAGAAAUACUUUACGAACUGCGGAAAUAUAGAAUGGGUCUCAUCCAAACACCAGAUCAACUGUAUUUUUCGUAUCAAGCGGUUAUAGAAGGCAUAAAGCUGCUCAAAGAUCCAAAUUUCAAUAACUACGAAGAAGUUCCUUUAAUCGCAGAAGGUUGCAACGAUGAUAUUCACGAGAUACCUCCUCCAUUACCACCAAGGAUUCAGUCGUUACAGGUGUCCUCAGUGAUAAAUAAACCAUUGCCAACGAUCCCAAAUAGCGAAAGUGUAUAUGAAGACCUUGUAACCGGUACAUCAACAGCCGAAGAUAUUGAUGAAGAUGGCCAUAAUCCACCAGAUUCUUCGUCGCAUCUCCAGCAAACAUCAAUCGACAAAAUAUUGGCUAUAGAGGAAAAUACAAUACUGAUGCAAACUUCGCAAGAUCCCGGCAAUAUUGCAGAAAGUACGAACGAUAAUGAAAAAGUUGCUGGAUUGAAUGGAAACAACAACAAAAAUCUGGAAAAAGGAGGUUCUCCGCUUCUCAAAUAUGAUAUGGAUGCAACAAACGAUGAAAGGUUGAAUGAUUCCCAAGUACGACGACGAAAACGUGCCGAAAAACAGUUAGCUCUUGAAAAUAAAAUACAUAAUAUCAAACGAAAACAACGUGAAGUUGAUGAACAAACUAGAAUAUCAAAAAAGCGGAAAUCAUUACUCAAAUAUAUUCUAGCAGGUGUUGUCAUCGGCUCUGUUUGCAUAUAUGCGUAUUCAAAAUUCAGUUAAAUUACUAUGACGAACGUUCAGAGAAACUGCCAUUGUGUCAAAUUUGAUAAUAACACUCAAAGCGAAUAUCAGGUGCGAAUUUCGUUAUUAUAGACUGAUUAAAAUAAAUUUUAUACACAUCCGCAAAUGUAACAGAGCUUGAAUGUGUUCGUGUAUACGACAAGCUUCCGUUCAAUGUUUACAAGAGAUCAAAACCAAAAAGACGCAUUCAUUGCAAAACAAAACAGAUUUUUCUUCCAUAAUUCGAAGAUCACUUUGUAGUAAUCCUCAGGUUCACAUAGAGUCUUUUUACUAUUAUGAAUUAUUUACACUCUAAUUUUACGAACCAGAAGGUUUGAAUAUUUUGUUUUGCGUUAUCGAAAAGCAAUGUCUUUUUUCCUGUAAAUAAAUGCAGUUUGUAUAUUUUCUAA